CCUGGGCCCCAGCAGGUGCUCCAGGUGCGUGGGUCGGGCCUGCAGGGGCCAGGGCUGCGCGUGCACGCCCCCUUCUGCUUUCUGCUCGUGUGUAAGUCCAGCUCCACGAAGGGAACAGACGACCGGACUUUGCAAAAGGGCCGCUUAAGUUUGCCUCGGAGUAAACACUCAGAACUUUUGCCAAGGCCCUCGAGACUUGGCGCGUCCCCAGAGAGGAGGUCGGGGCCCACGAGGCGGCGGUGGUUGGCGGCGGCGGGGGAUGCUCUGAGCGGACGUCCUGGUGUUGGGAUGGCCCCAGUGAAGAGGAAGUGCCUCUGCGACCUGUGCACCUGCGGGCGGCAUCACUGUCCACAUCUCCCUACCAAGAUUUAUGAUACAAUAGAGAAACCAUGUCUUCUCUCCGAAUACACCGAGAACUACCCUCUCUAUCACUCUUACCUGCCCAGAGAGUCCUUCAAGCCCAAGCUGGAGUACCAGAAAGGAUCUGUGCCCAUGGAAGGCUUGACCACGUCAAGGAGAGAUUUUGGGCCUCACAAAGUGUUACCAGUGAAGAGCUACCAGCCCAACCCGUUCGUCCCAAGUGAGGAGAACAUGGAUUUGCUCACAACAUAUAAACAAGAUUACAACCCUUACCCUGUCUGUCGAAUGGGCCCCAUCAAGCCUCGGGACAGUAAAUAUCCAUGUGGUGACAAGAUGGAGUGUCUGCCUACCUACAAAGCUGAUUAUUUACCCUGGAACCAACCAAGACGAGAGCUACUUCGUCCAGAACACCACUACCGCCCAGCAUCAACGGGAUUUGACAGUAGAACUACACACCAGGAUGACUACUCUGUAAAGGGCCUAGUGAGCACUGUGAGCUGUAAGCCUCUGGCCAUGCCCAAGCUCUGUAACAUACCCCUGGAGGAUCUGACUAACUACAAGAUGAGCUAUGUGGCCCACCCACUGGAGAAGCGCUUUGUGUAUGAGGCAGAGAAGUUCAGACCCUGUAACAUCCCCUUUGAAAGCCUUACCACCCAUAAAGAGUCCUACCGGGGCCUGAUGGGAAAGCCAGCCAAGAGCUUGAAACCUCCAGCCAGGUCCUGUGGUUUAGAAACACCUUUCUCUAACACCACUGAGUUUAGAGAUAAGUACCAAGCCUGGCCAACACCCCAGAUGUUCUCCAAAGUUCCUGUCUCCUAUGUCCCUCCUGAAGAGAAGAUGGACCUUCUGACAACAGUGCAGGCCCAUUACACAUACCCUAAGGGUGCCCCAGCUCAGUCCUUCCGACCGGUGCUCUCAGUCAAGAAGGGUGGCCACUUUGAAAGUUCCACUACCACCAAGGAUGACUACAAGCACUGGCCUGGGAUACACAGGGAGCCAGUCAAGCCCAUUCCCCAGCUGAGCAUUCCCACCGAGCCCUUGGACUGUCUGACUACCAUGCGGGCUCACUAUGUGCCCCACCCACCCAUCAGUACCAAAAGCUGUAAGCCUCCUUGGGCUGUCCCCCGAGGAAAUAUCCCUGUGGAGGGCCAGACCACAUACACCAUCAGCUUUACUCCUAAGAAUAUGGGCAGGUGCCUGGCUUCAUACCCUGAGCCUCCUGGCUACACCUUUGAGGAAACAGAUGCUUUGGGGCACAAGAUAUAUAGGCCGGUUGCCCAGACAGGCUCUCAGCACAGCAGCCAUCUUUCCGUAGGUGAUUCGGAAAACCCUAACCAGCGAGAGUUGGCAGUGUCAGCCUGAUUUUAAAAACUGUUACUUAGAAAUUGCACAAUACUUUUAAAAGCAAGAUGAUUGAGAGUUAUUCAUUGGCCAAAAAAGAAUUCUCUAAAAUGGAAAAAAAAAAAGUCUUCAUCAUCAUUUCCAGGAUACUUGAAUAAAAUGAAAAUCACUUGA
Molecule: messenger RNA, 1875 nt
Organism: Suricata suricatta (meerkat)
Lineage: Eukaryota; Metazoa; Chordata; Mammalia; Carnivora; Herpestidae
Gene: SAXO1
Product: stabilizer of axonemal microtubules 1
Exons: 4
Coding region: 289-1722 (477 amino acids)
Biological process (GO): microtubule anchoring
Cellular component (GO): cytoskeleton; axonemal microtubule; ciliary basal body
Molecular function (GO): microtubule binding
Source: RefSeq, a predicted model, not a curated record